GGGACCGCCGGGGAGCCGGGACGGCGGCAGCCGCUUGGCUGGCAGCCCCCGGCGGGGAGCCCGCCGCUUCCCGCGGGGACAGGCAGCGCCGACCCUGCCGUGUGACAGCCGGGGGGGGACGCUGCUGCCUCGGCGAGCCUGGCUGCGGCUGCAGCGGCUGCAGCCAUGUGUUUCUCCGCCUGCCUGUGACACAAUAACACGGGAAGCGGUGGGGGGGAUCCGAGCCUACCGAGGGGAAAAGUGACCUGCCCCGCUCAGGCCGGCGGCGAUGGAGGAGGGCAUGAGCAGCAUGCAGCAGAAAGCGGCGGAGCUGGAGCACAUGGCCGAGGUCCUGCUCACCGGCGAGCAGCUCCGGCUCCGACUGCACGAAGAAAAGGUCAUCAAAGAUCGGCGGCACCACCUCAAGACGUACCCCAACUGCUUCGUUGCCAAAGAGCUCAUCGACUGGCUGAUUGACCAUAAAGAGGCCUCCGACCGAGAGACUGCAAUUAAACUGGUGCAGAAAUUGUUGGAUCACAGCAUUAUCCAUCAUGUCUGUGAUGAACAUAAAGAAUUCAAGGAUGCCAAACUCUUCUACCGCUUCAGAAAAGAUGAUGGAACGUUUCCACUGGACAAUGAGGUGAAGGUGUUCAUGAGAGGACAAAGACUGUAUGAAAAGCUGAUGAGUUCUGAAAAUACUCUCCUGCAAGCCAGGGAAGAGGAAGGAGUCAAAUACGAACGGACGUUUGUGGCAUCGGAGUUCAUUGACUGGCUGAUGCAGGAGGGAGAGGCCACGACGCGGACGGAGGCCGAGCAGCUCGGGCGCAGGCUUUUGGAGCACGGGAUUAUACAGCACGUGUCCAACAAGCACCAUUUUCUGGACAGCAAUUUGCUCUACCAGUGCAGAAUGAAUUUCCGCCGUCGACGGCGAUUAAUGGAGCUCCUCACUGAGAAAUCUCGCUUGGUGCCAGAAAGCCACGACAGCCCGUUUUGCCUGCGCAAGCAGAACCAUGACAACAGAAAACACACCAGUUUUCUCUCAGUGAGUCCCACCAAGGAGAUAAAGAUUGUGUCAGCAGUCCGGAGGAGCAGCAUGAGCAGCUGUGGCAGCAGCGGGUACUUCAGCAGCAGCCCCACGCUCAGCAGCAGCCCCCCUGUGCUCUGCAACCCCAAAUCUGUGUUAAAGAGACCUGUGACUGCAGAUGAGCUCUUGAUGCCUGGAGCCCCAUAUGUAAGAAAAACUUUUACGAUCGUCGGUGACGCAGUGGGCUGGGGCUUUGUGGUGCGGGGGAGCAAACCCUGCCACAUCCAGGCCGUGGACCCCAGCGGGCCGGCAGCCGCGGCGGGGAUGAAGGUUUGCCAAUUUGUUUUGUCUGUCAACGGCCUCAACGUUCUCCAUGUGGAUUACAGGACAGUGAGCAACCUCAUCUUGACAGGCCCUCGAACGAUUGUGAUGGAAGUGAUGGAAGAAAUAGAGUCCUGAGAAGCAAAAAAACCUCUUACUGGACAUUUUCAUGACAGAAAUAGCAACGACCAUGGAGCGGCAUCAUACAAGGAGAAAAAAUGUUGCUGUGUCUAACUAAAUAGAUGAUUUCGCUUUUGGGGGAGGGGGUCUCUCUUUCAUUUGACAGUAGUAGCACUGGUGAUUAUGCUAUGAUCAAAAGAUACCAGCAUAUUUUCACUAAGGACUUUUAUUUGCCUGACAGAGAGUGAGUUAAGGCCUUUUGGUUGCCUGUCCAGUGUGUCUAGAUCAGUCAGAAUGGUUUCCUACCUAAGAGGCCAUGCAGAUUUCCUCAGUCCACCACUGGAUCGAAGCACUUCAGGAGAUGAAGGAACCAGAGACUGUGGGGUCAGGAUGUCACAGAUGGUUUGCACGACGUAUUUAUGUUGGUAAAUGUCCUCCUGGUGUCCUGUGUUGUCCUAGGAGCGUGUGCUGCUGGAGUUGCUCUCUCCUUGGGCUGAGGGACAGCUGACUACAUGCUGGCUUGACUGCAAUCCAACACAAAUGAACUGCAAAUGCAUGAAAAAAGAGUUGUUCAUUCUCUGGUAUGAAUGUUUGGGUCUGACCGAACACACAGAUUAUUCUAGAAGGAAAAGGAUACGACCAUGCAAAUGGAAAAGCGUGUCUGGCCUUUGAAAAGAAGGCUAUUUGUUUAGAUGCCUACACACUGGUUUGGGUGCUCAAGCAUGAAACAUUGAUUUACUUUCCCUUUUCUGUAAAGGAAGGGUGUCUCAAUCUUGUCAGUUGUCACUUUGGAGAAAUUUCGGACAGCUUUAUUCCUAGAAUGAGAAUAUUUGGUGGGUUGAAGUGGGAAUUCACAGUGUUAGCACAAGCAAUGAUACAUGCAGAUGCUCUGGCAGGGGGAGUACACUUCAAAUUGAAGCAAUGUACUUGAAUGUACGUAAGGCUUGUUAGCACUUUCCAAUCAUCAGAUGUUUUGCAAAAUGCAGAUUUGCCACAUGAGUUGCAUUUGACACUAUUACUAAUAAAACAUUGUAUUUAACUGACUCUUACUCUUUUUCAAACAGUAUGAUUUCUUCGUUGAUUAAUUCAUUAAACAAUUUUUUUUUUUAAAUACAUAUACAAAUUCCAUAAUCUGCUGAGUUAGGUGACUCUUCAACUCAAUGGUAAUUGGACUGCAUGGGUUUUCUUUUAUCUUUGAACUGAAUACGUACGUCCUUGUCCACAAAAUUAUAAAUAUACACUGCAGGCUUUCUCUGCUGUGUAAAUUUUACAAUUAAACCUUGACUUUCUAUAUGAGCGUACCAGAAAUCCUUCAGUUAUGGGGUGGGGAAAGUAUUUUUUUCCUCAAAUAAUUUCGAAUGAUGUUUUAUAUUAAAAACUGUUCUCAAUAAAUACAUUGCUUUCGCAGUA
Columba livia (rock pigeon) is the source of this 2854-nucleotide messenger RNA. RefSeq names its product DEP domain containing MTOR interacting protein (gene DEPTOR). Gene Ontology annotation, molecular function: protein binding. The record is from RefSeq and is a predicted model, not a curated record. Bases 269 to 1462 code for a protein of 397 amino acids. Gene Ontology annotation, biological process: negative regulation of TORC1 signaling; intracellular signal transduction; negative regulation of TORC2 signaling. Lineage: Eukaryota; Metazoa; Chordata; Aves; Columbiformes; Columbidae. The transcript has 10 exons.